Messenger RNA from Emericellopsis atlantica, 837 nucleotides. RefSeq names its product necrosis inducing protein-domain-containing protein. The coding region runs from base 1 to 837 and encodes 278 amino acids. The record is from RefSeq and is a predicted model, not a curated record. The transcript has a single exon. NCBI's taxonomy places the organism in Eukaryota, Fungi, Ascomycota, Sordariomycetes, Hypocreales, Bionectriaceae.
AUGGUCCCCAAGCCCUCCAUCGCUGGGCAGCUGGCCCUCCUCGCUUCCGUGGCCACUGUCACUGCCGCGCCGGCCCCAGGAUUCGCCAGCGACGUUGCCGACAAUACGUCUCAUGUCUUUGCUCGUGCCGUCAAUCCUCCCACCGCGCUGCCCCAGAGCGCCACAGCCAACGACCUUCGGUGGCAGCCAGCGCUCGACUUUGACACGGACGGCUGCUACAACGUCCCAGCCAUCGACGCGGCCGGCUACAUCGCCGAGGGUCUCGACAACAACUGGACGGACCUCGCGUCCGACUGCAGGGACAUGUCCGAUCUGGACAACAACAAUGUGUACGCCCGUCAACGCUGCAAUAAUGGCUGGUGCAUCUACAUGUACGGCUAUUACUUUGAAAAGGACGUGGCCAUUCCCUACUUUUGGGACGCGGGUCACCGGCAUGACUGGGAGCACAUUGCCGUCUGGGUCAAUGGCGACGGUGCUCAGUAUGUGGCAGCGAGUCAACACGGGGGCUGGGAAAUCAAGCCGGCCAGCGAGGUGCGGUGGGAGGGCGAGCAUCCCAAGGUCGUCUACCACAAGGACGGGCCGUCGACGCACUGCUUCCGCUUUGCGAACACAGGAGACGACAGCGUCGAGAACCACAAGGGCUACUGGUUUCGCGGCUCGCUGGUGAGCUACAACGGGUUUCCGGGCAGCACGCGGGAGAAACUGUUCAGCCACGACUUUGGCAAGGCAACCAUUGGUUUCAAGGACUCUACUUUUGAGUCGCAUAUCGACAAGGCGAUCCCGAGUGGCGUGACGUUUGACAGUGGCCGUGAUGAAGGUUCUCCUGGCUAUCCCUAG